Messenger RNA from Arabidopsis lyrata subsp. lyrata, 674 nucleotides. Its product is annotated as sm-like protein LSM36B. The record is from RefSeq and is a predicted model, not a curated record. Gene Ontology annotation, molecular function: RNA binding. Bases 151 to 426 code for a protein of 91 amino acids. Gene Ontology annotation, biological process: mRNA splicing, via spliceosome; maturation of SSU-rRNA. NCBI's taxonomy places the organism in Eukaryota, Viridiplantae, Streptophyta, Magnoliopsida, Brassicales, Brassicaceae. The transcript has 4 exons. Gene Ontology annotation, cellular component: P-body; sno(s)RNA-containing ribonucleoprotein complex; U4/U6 x U5 tri-snRNP complex.
UAUAUGUAAAUGUUUCACCUUUCUUCGCUCUCUUCAGCUUCUUCAUCGAACGGGAGUCUCUUCUAGUUCUAGCUACUUACGCGUUUGCCGUUUGUUCGUGGACUCGAGAUAUUGGUGAUAAAGGAGAUUGUGGUUUCUAAAGCAAAGAAGAUGAGUGGAGUUGGAGAGAAAGCUUCUGGAACAACUAAAACACCUGCUGAUUUCUUGAAGUCUAUCCGUGGUAAACCAGUUGUUGUGAAACUCAACUCUGGUGUUGAUUAUCGAGGCAUUCUCACUUGUCUUGAUGGGUAUAUGAACAUCGCAAUGGAGCAAACCGAAGAGUACGUAAAUGGCCAGCUAAAGAACAAAUAUGGCGACGCUUUUGUCCGUGGCAACAAUGUUCUUUACAUCAGCACAACGAAGGGGACCUUGUCAGAUGGAGCCUAGCUCUCUUUCAACACCAUGAAUGGUCAUCUUCUUCUACCUCUGCCAUAUGACAAAUGAAGGAUUUGUAGCCACCAGAGAGAUUUUUAUCUUCUCUUAAUCAAUUUGACAUGUCUUUUUUUCUUACAACUCUGCAACUCAGUUUGUGUCUGAAUCAUCUUCAAAAUCCUGAGAAAGAGCCAGAUUUUUGUUUUAUAAUGUAGCCUAAUCAUUGGUGUUUUGAUGACGCACUCACUUGCGUCACAAUCUGA